CAAUGAGCUUCACUUUACCAUCAGUCAUUCUCAAAAUUUGUCAAAUUGUUGCACUUGCCGCUGGUUUAGGAUGUGUUGGUUACUUCACAAAAGUGUUCGUUGAUAUUUAUGAUGAUGCAAAGUCAGAAGCAUAUAAACGAGGAGCUCUUGGUAGACAGGAAUUUUUUCUCCAUACGACCGGCGUUGGAGUUGUUAUUUCAAUCGUUGGAUUGGUUCUCAACUUUAGUGGAUUAAUGAAUAAAAAGCACAAUGCUGUAGCUAUGGCAGCAGUGCAAGGUGUAUGGGCGAUACAGUUAUUGGUCACCACCUGCCUAAUAACCGUUGUCUUCUCUUCGUACAACAAGGACGAGGACUUACUUCUAGCAGGCAAGUCUUUGUGUGAAGUUUGGGAUGACGCUGCAAUUUGGAAAAAUGAUAACACCUGUGGUCAAAUGAUUGGUGGAAUCGUCUCUGGUUUUAUUGCCACCAUAUUGUAUGGAGUGGAUGCUAUUUUCACUUUCGCAACUUCUACGGAACAAAGUUAAAAUGGAAGCAAAUUUAUCGCAUUUAGUCCUCAACCAACAAACAAAAACUAAUAUUUUUGUGUCAUUUAGGUUAUUGUAACAUUUUCAUGUAAAGUAACUGUUACAUCAUUAAGCAUGCAUUUGAAUAAAAAUAAGAAUUUUCGUC
This is a messenger RNA of Xenia sp. Carnegie-2017, 669 nucleotides long. RefSeq lists its product as uncharacterized. Gene Ontology annotation, cellular component: membrane. NCBI's taxonomy places the organism in Eukaryota, Metazoa, Cnidaria, Anthozoa, Malacalcyonacea, Xeniidae. The transcript is spliced from 4 exons. The record is from RefSeq and is a predicted model, not a curated record. Bases 3 to 524 code for a protein of 173 amino acids.